ACAAUCCUGUUCUUGGCCCCCCGAACAAGUCUAUACAUUCCUUAUUCAGGAAAUGAAUUUUAUUGACUCGUAUAAUUAUAAAGGUGAACUGUCAGUUUGACAGAUUAAUAAUGAGACAUUUUGUCGUUCUAGGAAAAUUGUUUUAGAAAAAUUAUUCUUUCUAUUUAGAGAGAUUUUUUAAAACUACAAUUUAUAUUAAAUGAUAAUUGAUUAGUUUAAGUUAAAUUUUAGUGAAAAUUCUUUUUUGCAAAAGCUUUUUAUUACACGACUGGGAUGCACAGGAAUAAGUAAAUUAAUUUAUAGCAAAAAAUAAAAAAAAGUUUAAUUAACUCGGAUGAAGAAUAGGUUAUGAUUUAUUUUGACUUUGCAAUAAAACAGGCAUUUUAUUGCAAUUUACCUUCAGUAUUCAUAUAUUCGACAAAAGCAAAUAAUCUACUUUUAGAAUUUUUUAUAUUUCUUGUAACCAUAGCUACUAACGAGCUGGCUCUAUUAGCGAAGCUGGAAGAGGCCAAUAGGCUGAUUGAAUCAGAUGCCAAAUCGCUGAAUUCAUUGCAAAGUAAUCAUAGUAGAAAAGGUUCUGAUACAUCACAAACAUCUCUAACGACAGGAUGUAGCGAGGGUGGAACACAAAGUCGUUGUCCUGGCGAUGGAGAUGAAAAUAUUUGGAAUCUUUGGGGCAAUAUAGCGGCCGAUUGGGAUAAUCAAUGGAAAAAAAGAAAAGAUUUUAUUAAAGAUUUAGUGAGGCAGGGUGUGCCACAUCAUUUUAGAGGAAUUGUUUGGCAAUUAUUGUGCGGAGCACAUGAUUCUCCUGUUAAAAAACAAUUUGCCGAGUACAUAAAAUGUACAUCGGCAUGCGAGAGAAUUAUACGAAGAGAUAUUGCAAGAACAUAUCCGGAACAUGAUUUUUUUAAAGAAAAAGAUGGGUUAGGCCAGGAGAGUUUAUUUAAUGUCAUGAAGGCAUACAGCCUUCAUGAUCGUGAAGUAGGAUAUUGUCAAGGCUCAGGUUUUAUUGUAGGAUUACUUUUGAUGCAGCAAAUGCCUGAAGAAGAAGCAUUUGCAGUGCUUGUUGCUCUUAUGCAAGAAUAUCGUCUUCGUGAUAUGUUUAAGCCAAGUAUGGCUGAAUUGGGUGUUUGUAUGUAUCAAUUGGAACAUUUGGUUGCCGAUACACACACUGAAUUGCAUGCUCAUUUUACUGCGCAAGGUUUUCACACCUCAAUGUAUGCGUCUUCGUGGUUUUUAACACUUUUUACAACAACAUUAAGUCUUCCUCUUGCUUGUCGUAUUUUUGAUGUUUUUCUAUCGGAAGGAAUGGAGAUAAUAUUUAAAGUUGCACUUGCCAUGUUACAUUUGGGCAAAGAAGAUUUAUUGAGUCUCGAUAUGGAGGGCAUGUUAAAGUUUUUCCAAAAAGAUUUACCUGGUCGUGCUGAAGCCGAUCCAAAUGGUUUAAUGAAUCUUGCAUAUGAAAUGAAAAUAAAUCCAAAGCGAAUGAAAAAAUUAGAGAAGGAUUAUACAAUAUUAAAAAUGAAGGAACAAGAAGAAAUGGUUGAAUUACGUCGAUUGAGAGCUGAAAAUCGUUUAUUGCGUCAAAGAACAGAAUUAUUGGAAGCUGAAUCAACUGAGCUUGCCGAUCGUUUAGUUAGAGGACAAGUUUCACGUGCCGAAGAAGAAGAAACUGCAUUUGUUGUACAACGUGAAUUGGCAGCACUUCGUCAUACACAUCUUGAGACUAGUCAUCAAUUGGAGCAAGCACAUGAGGAAUUACGUUCAUUGUCAAUGAUAUUGGAGGAAAAUCUCACAUCAAAACAAUCGUCACUUGAUGAAAUUCACAAUAAACAAGAGGCUUUAUGUCAAAAAGAAGAAAUGGUACAAUGCCUGCAAGAGGAAUUGGUGAGAGUAAGAUUACAUGAGGCUGAGAACGAUGCAAUAAUACGUGAUUUACGUGCAAGAAUACAAGAAUUGGAACAAGAUAAAAAAACAUUACGCGAAACAACACCUGAUAAUUCUGUUGCACAUUUACAGGAGGAACUUAUUGCAGUGAAACUUCGAGAGGCAGAGGCUAAUUUAUCAUUGAAGGAUCUUCGACUGAGAGUUACUGAAUUGAGUGCAGCGUGGCAAAAGCAUUUACAGGAACAUCGUUCAUCACAUACGGCACAAGCUGCUGAUUCAACACCGAAAAAAUUACUUUUUUGGGAAAAUCGUGGACAUGAAAUUCAAAAACUCGAGGAAGAUUUAAUGACAACGCGAAUACGUGAAAUGGAGGCAUUGACUGAAGUUAAGGAACUUCGUUUAAAAGUAAUGGAACUUGAGACACAAGUUCAAGUUGCGACGAAUCAACUUCGACGACAAGAUGAAGGUAGUAAAGUACUUAAAGAUGAUUUGGAAGCGUUGACAGCAAAGGAACGUGAUUUAAUUGCAAAAUUACGUGAACAACAGCACAAAUACACUGAUUUAGAAUCAAAAAUGAAAGACGAGACAUUGAUGUCGAAAAUUCGUGACGCCGAACAUGCACAACAAGUAGCUGAAUUAAAUCAGAAAAUAUCAAUUUUGGAAUUAAAGAAUGAGGAAAUGUAUACAGAGGGUGAAUUGAGAAGUAGUUUGGAGGAUUGUGAGCGGGUACGUGAAUUACAAGACAAAAUUGCGGAUCUUAAAGCUGAGGUCGUGAGACUUGAAACUUGGAAACAGCGAUGGACAGGAAAAAAUGUAGAAUCAACACGAAAUUACAAUAUUGAGAAGGAAAGUGAAUUAUUAGAUGAACGAGAUCUCAGAAUCUGCCUUCAGGACCACGUCAAUAUUGUAUCAAGAAGUCCUCCCGAGGUCUAGGAUUUGUACAUCUUUUUUUACUGCCUUGAAUUGGAUAACUAUUAAUAAUAUAAGUAUAUAUAAUGUUUAAUUAUAUAUCUAAUAACAUUUUUAGUAGUGUUAUCUAUCAGCAUUACUUGUCGGAACUUUUUAUCAGUUGAAAAAGGAAAAAAAAAUUGGUAUCAGUGUUUUCUAUGUAGUACAUGAACACUGUAGAGUUAAAUACUUUUACACAGAAAACGAUAAAAUUAUGAUGCUUCAAAGUAAAAUGCAUAAAUAGAAGAAAGGAAUUUCCCAGUGUUGGAUAGUAUUUUUACAAAGAAAAAAAAAAUUACUUUAACUUUUUUUUACAUUUAAUUAAUUAAUAAAUAACUUAAACCAUAAUUUAGCAAUAAGUAACUGAAAAAAUAAUUUUAAAAAUUAACUUUAAUUAAGGGAAAAAAUUGAUUUUUUACUAAAAUCAUAUUUUUUUUACAAAUAUUUUUAAUUCUGAAUUUUUGAUAAAAUUUGUUACUAAUUUUUAAUUAUUUCUAUUAUACGAUUUAUCAUAUUUUUUUCCCUUAAUAAUAAAAUAUUUAAAUAAAAAAAAUAAUAAAUUAGAAUAAUUUUUCUAGUUACACAACGAGUUAGUAAUUAAAAAAAUAAA
This is a messenger RNA of Leptopilina boulardi, 3445 nucleotides long. RefSeq names its product ecotropic viral integration site 5 ortholog (gene Evi5). The coding region runs from base 349 to 2820 and encodes 823 amino acids. Lineage: Eukaryota; Metazoa; Arthropoda; Insecta; Hymenoptera; Figitidae. The record is from RefSeq and is a predicted model, not a curated record. The transcript is spliced from 9 exons.